AAAGCGAUUUUAAUGAUGAAACAUUAAAAUUCCACGAUAUGGUUAAGGAAUCCCAGGAUGAAUUAAUUAAAUUGAAACUAGUCAUCGAAGAAAUAAAAAAUAAACGCAACGAGGAACUUGACCGCGAAAUGAAUUCUUAUAAGACGAGACUGCGUAGGCUGAGAGACGAUAUUGUCGAGAAGGAAAACAAUCUUAAUAAUCAAUUGGAGGCCCAUGAAGCAGUGCUGGAAAAAUUAAUGCAGGUCAAUGUAGAACAAGAAGAUAUACUACGAGAAUACUGUAAAGAAGCAGAGAGGAAAUGUUUAGUGGCACGAGAUGUUUACGAUCGCGAUUUGAGCAAAUUGAAUGAGCUGAAGGAGACUCUAGAAAUGCAAUUAUCUGCAACGAGCAAUCAUUACAACAGCUUAAAAAACGAAUGCGACGAGCAAAACACUUUAUUCAUGAAAUUGAAAAAAGAACGCGAGUUUGCGAUGAUGCAAGCAUUCGCCCAACGUAUGGCCAAUUUCGAGAAGAAUCGCGCAGCUCGCAUAAUACAGCGAACCUGGCGGGCUUAUUAUGAGCGCAAAUUAUCGAGGAAGAAAAAAAGGUCACGCAAGAAGAGAUGAUCGAUUUCAGUUGUUUUAUCAGCUUUCUAAAUCUAUUUCAGUAAUCCGAUGUUUCGCUGCCCAUAUCACCUACAUCGAACGAUGAAUGACUACAUGAUAAGAGAAUUUAAGCGCCUCUCACAGUCAUCUUACAUUAAUUAACAAUUAUAAGUCACAAUCUUGCCGAAAGAGGUUUAUCAAGUGAAGUGCGCUUAUAUAUUGUACAUGCAACAAAAUUCUUUAACAGCGCAAUUGCUAUUUAGACAAACGAUAAUAAAUUUCAUCAUGUACUUUUUAUAUCAAUAGUAGUUUAUUAUUGAAGCUGAAUUAAUGUAUCGAGCUCAAUUA
Messenger RNA from Ceratosolen solmsi marchali, 932 nucleotides. RefSeq lists its product as uncharacterized. Bases 39 to 605 code for a protein of 188 amino acids. NCBI's taxonomy places the organism in Eukaryota, Metazoa, Arthropoda, Insecta, Hymenoptera, Agaonidae. The record is from RefSeq and is a predicted model, not a curated record. The transcript has 4 exons.